Molecule: messenger RNA, 1941 nt
Organism: Rangifer tarandus platyrhynchus (Svalbard reindeer)
Lineage: Eukaryota; Metazoa; Chordata; Mammalia; Artiodactyla; Cervidae
Source: the annotation of a GenBank genome assembly
AUGGCGGCGGCGGGGAGGGGGGGCAGUAGUUUUAAAGUAGACACCCGCCCUUGCCUGAGAGAAGAUAUGACUUGGAAUGAACAGGAAAAGACUGAACUUUUUGCAGAUAAAUUUUGUAAUGUGUGUGGAGUGGUGCUUCAGUUUGAAUCACAAAGGAUUUCACAUUAUGAGAGUGAAAAACAUGCUCAAAAUGUUAGGUUUUAUUUUCAAAUGCAUGGGGAACAAAAUGAAGUGCCUGGUAAGAAAAUGAAGAUGGAUGUUAGGAAUUUUCAGGAGCAUAAAAGUGAAGUAGUGGACAGAAAUAAAUUUUGUGGUCUCUGCCACAUGGUUUUUAGCUCCUCAGUUGUUGCUCAGUCUCACUAUGUGGGGAAAGUCCAUUCUAAAAAACUGAAGCAAUUAAUGGAGGAGCGUGAUCAGGUAUCUCCAUCAAGCUUUCAGCCAGCAACGGCAGGUGUGCCUAUUACUACUUCUGCAGAGUCAACUUUUCUGAAGCCCCUUGCUUUCAAGCCUCCUCCAGCAUUUAGUAUGAGAACCUACGAUUGUCGUAUUUGUAAUAUCACCUUUACAUCUUUAGAAAUGUUCCGGUCUCAUAUGCAAAGAAGUGAACAUCAACUUAAAGAAUCCAUUGUUAUCAAUCUAGUGAAGAAUUCAUGGAAGCCACCAGACUCUUGCCAAGAUGAAUGUACAGAUUACAUCAAAGUAGAGAAAGCCAGAGGAUCAGAACCAAAGACUUGUUUUAGAAAGAUGGAAAAAGGUUCUUUGGAAGCCCAUGGGUACAGAGAAGCAGUUGAUUCCAGAUCCAGACAUAGAAUGUUUGAACAAAGAUCCCCAUGUGAGACUUUCUGGACAUAUCCAGGACCAUAUAAUAUUUCACAAAUAGUGGAAAACCAAUUACCUCAUUGCUUACCAGCUCAAUCAAAGAAAACAUAUGACUCUUUUCAAGAUGAACUGGAAGAUUAUAUCAAAGUGCAGAAAGCCAGAGGACUACAUCCAAAGACUUGUUUCAGAAAGGUAGGAGAGAGCUCUGUGGAAACCCAUGGGUACAGAGAAAUUGAUUCUGGACCCAGACCAAGAAUGUGUGAACGAAGAUGUUCAUUUGAGACUUCUCAGACCUACCAACGACCAUAUACUACUUCACCAGUGGAAAGCCAAUUAUAUCACUGGUUACCAGCUCAUUCAAAGAGGACAUAUAACUCUUUCCAAGAUGAACUUGAGGAUUAUAUCCAAGUGCAGAAAGCCAGAGGACUAGAGCCAAAGACUUCUUUCAGAAAGAUAAGUGAUAGCUCUGUGGAAACCCAUAAGCACAGAGAAAUGGUUGAUUCCAGACCCAGACCUAGAAUGUUUGAGCAAAUACUCCCAUUUGAGACUUUCCAGACUUAUCCAGGAUCAUACAGUAUUUCACAGGCAGAAGAAAACCAGUUACCUCAUCCUUUACCAACUCAUGACAGCAAACAGAGAUUAGACUCUGUGACCUACUGUCAACCCACCAGAGACUGUUUCCCAGAAAAGCCAGUACCCCUGAGCCUUAGUCAGCAGGACAAUAACUCUGGCACAUACAGUGUAGAAUCUGAAGUUUAUAAGCACCUCUCCUCAGAAAACGAUACCAAUGAGCAUCAAGCAGGUCAUAAGCGUAAACAUCAGAAGAGAAGAAGGCACAUGGAGGAAGGUGAAGAAAGGCCAGAGAAGGAGCAGUCCAAGCAUAAAAGAAAAAAGAGUUAUGGGGAUACAGAUCUAGACAAGGACAAGGGCAUUGGGGAAGGGAAAAGAGACAGAGAUAAACUUAGUGUCAGUUCAGGAAAGCUUAAGCAUCGAAAAAAGAAAAAAAGCCAUGGCGUACCCUCUGAGAAGGAAGAACGUAAGCACAAGAAAGAGAAAAAGAAAUCUGUUGAAGAAAAGACAGAAGAGGAAAUGCUUUGGGAUGAGUCUAUUCUUGGAUUUUAA